Molecule: messenger RNA, 252 nt
Organism: Neurospora hispaniola
Lineage: Eukaryota; Fungi; Ascomycota; Sordariomycetes; Sordariales; Sordariaceae
Exons: 3
Coding region: 1-252 (83 amino acids)
Source: RefSeq, a predicted model, not a curated record
AUGGGGGGCGAUGCUAGCCUCAACGCUAGCGGACCCAAGGAUACGACCACAUGCGAUGUGUCAUGUUUGAUGGAAUUGAUUUGGGUUCGCGAGUAUCAAUUUGCCUGGGGAUUCGCAUCUCCGGGAGGGCCAAAGGAUGCGCAAAGAGACGGACGCCGUCUCGGGCGAAGGACGAAACAGCCGCCAGACGGUGGUGUCCCAAACCCCGACCAGGCUGAUGAUCCGAGGUCAAUUCGACCCAGUUCGAACUGA